This is a messenger RNA of Penicillium olsonii, 1098 nucleotides long. The record is from the annotation of a GenBank genome assembly. NCBI's taxonomy places the organism in Eukaryota, Fungi, Ascomycota, Eurotiomycetes, Eurotiales, Aspergillaceae.
AUGACGCUGCUCCGCGCCCAAUCAGUCACUACUACUUCUCAUUGCACUCUCUUGAGAGCACGAAUCAACCAACAUACGACCAAAAUGACAACUAACAUCAAGACCCGCUUUUUAAUAUGCUCAGACACCCAUGGAAUCAGCAGUCUACCCGGGCUCGUUCCGUCCACGGAGCAACAUGCCGACGUUGCGAUUCACUGUGGAGAUCUUACCACUGAAUCUCAACUCCAUGAAUACAAAGCGUCAAUCCUUUUGCUCCAAGAAAUCAACGCGCCUUUGAAGCUUGUUAUAGCCGGCAACCACGACUUUACUAUGGACAUACCAAUGUUCCAUAAAAAGGUCGCAGAGGCUCCAUCGUUAGAACGUGAGCUCGUAGAACGAGCUUAUGGAUAUGACGGGGAGGCUAGGCGACUAUUUGAAGACACAGGAAUUACUUUCCUCGACGAAGGCGUACACUCUUUCCAUUUACAGAAUGGCGCUUUGCUGACUGUUUACGCCAGCCCUUACACGCCCUCACUUGGCGAUUGGGGGUUCCAGUAUCAUCCCGAUCAAGGCCAUGACUUUAUGAUUGAUGCAAGCAGUCAUACUCACUCUAUCGACAUUGUGAUAACACACGGGCCGCCGAGGGGGAUCCUGGACUACACAAAUUCGGGUGAACGGGCAGGCUCCGUAGACCUUUUCCGUGCCCUCGCUCGCGCCCGGCCACGACCGCGGAUGCAUUGCUUUGGUCAUAUUCAUGAAGGCUGGGGUGCGAAACUUGUUACAUGGCGUGACAGAACAUCCGAUUUUCCCUCUCACCUAACAGAUAUCGACAACGGACAGUCUUGUUCCAUAGCAAAGCUCUCCGAUAUCAAUGACAGAAACAGACAUCCCUUGAGUGGGGAUAGUGCGCCUCUGGAGUGUUUUACUACUAGCCACUGCUCCGGGGAUGCUCAUCCACUACAAUGGGGUUCGCAAACGCUCUUUGUGAAUGCUUCUAUUGAGGGAGCACACCAAGGUUUGGAUGACAAGAAUGAGAACAUCACAAUGCAGCCACCUUGGCUUGUUGACCUCGAACUCCGACCUCCUCCCUUGACAGCAGAAGAAGCAAGUACCCUAUGA